CUCUCUACAUCCAUGCUGCCCAAAGCGCUCAUCAUCUUCUGGCGGGGCUCCAGGGAGAUUGGCUUUGUUUCAUGCCUUGUUCAGUUGUUCUUUGUCCACAACUUCACAGCAGUGGAGUCGGGUGUGCUCAUGGCCAUGGCCUUGGAUCGCUAUUUUGCCAUUUGCCAUCCCCUGCGGCACUCCAGCAUCCUCUCCAUGCCGGUGGUGGCAGCUCUUGGGAGCCUGGUGCUGCUGCGUGGAGUCCUCAUGGUGGGUCCUACCUGCUUCCUGCUCCGUAGGAAGGCCUUCUGCCAGCAUCGUGUCAUCUCCCAUUCCUACUGUGAACACAUGGCCGUGGUGAAGCUGGUAUGUGAGGACACCAGAGUCAAUGCUGCCUAUGGCCUCUGUGUGGCCUUGUCAGUAAUAGGAGUUGACCUUACAGUGAUCGUCGUGUCCUACACUAUGAUCCUGCGGGUGGUACUGAAGCUGUCAUCCUCAGACACUCAGCUCAAGGCCUUUAACACAUGUGUAUCACAUGUCUGUGUCCUCCUUACAUUUUAUGUCUCUGGACUCUUCACAUUCCUUGCCCACCGGUUUGGACACAGCAUCCCUCAGCACAUCCAUAUAUUGGUGGCCAACCUCUAUAUGCUGGUGCCCCCCACAUUAAACCCCAUCAUCUAUGGGCUGAGAACCAAGAAACUCAGGAACAAGGUAGUUGUCCUCUUCCAUCAAAGGGGAAUCUGA
This is a messenger RNA of Phasianus colchicus (ring-necked pheasant), 723 nucleotides long. RefSeq names its product olfactory receptor 52R1-like. Gene Ontology annotation, molecular function: olfactory receptor activity; G protein-coupled receptor activity. The record is from RefSeq and is a predicted model, not a curated record. Gene Ontology annotation, cellular component: plasma membrane. Gene Ontology annotation, biological process: G protein-coupled receptor signaling pathway. Lineage: Eukaryota; Metazoa; Chordata; Aves; Galliformes; Phasianidae.